GCGCGGAGAUCAUGUUGACUUGCCAGGUUAGCGAUUAUCAGCGAACGAGGAAAGCGCGCUUCGGCGCCAGUUGGAAUGGAUUGUAAGUUGGAAGUCAGUUGAAGCUUGCCACUGACAGCGCAAAGUACGCGUGUUGAUUAAACAAAGUUAUUUUAUUGUAGUGCGCACUUAGAAAACUUAAAAAGUACACAGUAGUAUGCCAGAUAGCGAAGAGGAGAAACUGUGUUUCCAUGGCGUCUGGGUUUGGCUGCUGCCAGCCAUUUUCAUUGCCGUCGCCGUGUUGUUUUUCUUGUGGCUGCUGCGCAAGUGCAUACAGGGUCCGCGUUAUCGCAAGGCGAAUCGCAUCGAUGGCAAGGUAGUCAUUGUGACGGGCUGCAAUACAGGCAUCGGCAAGGCAACUGCUCUGGAGCUGGCGCGGCGAGGCGGUCGCAUUUACAUGGCCUGCCGCGAUGCGGUGCGCUGUGAGGCCGCGCGUCUGGAGAUCGUAGAGCGCACGGGAAAUCAGCAUGUCUACAAUCGCACACUGGAUCUGGCAUCGCUGGAUUCGGUGCGUCAAUUCGCCGCGCGAUUUCUCGCCGAGGAGCAGCGCUUGGACAUUUUGGUGAAUAACGCUGGCAUCAUGGCCACGCCGCGCAAGCUCACCGCUGACGGCUACGAACAACAGUUGGGUGUCAACCAUCUGGGCCACUUUUUGCUGACAAACCUGCUGCUGGAGCGCUUGAAAGCCUGCGCGCCCAGCCGCAUUGUGGUUGUGAGCUCAGCCAUGUACAUCUUUGGGCGUAUCAAACGCAAUGACCUGAAUAGCGAGCGCAGCUAUUCGAGCUUCUUUGGCGCCUAUUCACAAAGCAAGCUGGCGAAUGUGUUGUUUACGCGCAAGUUGGCUGAGCUGCUGGAAGGCACUGGCGUUACGGUGAAUUGUUGUCAUCCAGGUGUGGUGCGCACUGAGUUGGUGCGGCACAUUAAGUUCCCAGGCUUUGGGUUGUUGCACUAUUUGGUGAAGUUCUUGUGGAAGUCGCCGGAGGAAGGCGCACAGACGCAGCUGCGCUUGGCGCUCGAUCCGGCGUUGGAGAACUCCACAGGCGGCUAUUACAGCGACUCGAUGCGUUUUCCGCUGCUGCCGUGGGCGAAGUGUAGCGCAACAGCGGACUGGCUGUGGGAGGAGAGCGAAAAACUGGUGGGACUGAAGGUGGGAGGAAAAAGUAAUGAAAUGGAAUCGGUGACGGUGGCGGUUGCGGUGAAUGGCGUGCAGCCUUAAUGAGCUUUGGAUUUUUUUACUAUUUAGAAAGAUUGGUGAAUCAAAAUAAAUGCUUUACAAAUAUUUUCUAUAAAAAAGGGAAUUGAUUGUGAAAAAUGUAGCGAGAGGAAUGACAGCUGCUGCUCUCUA
Rhagoletis pomonella (apple maggot) is the source of this 1384-nucleotide messenger RNA. RefSeq names its product retinol dehydrogenase 12-like. NCBI's taxonomy places the organism in Eukaryota, Metazoa, Arthropoda, Insecta, Diptera, Tephritidae. The record is from RefSeq and is a predicted model, not a curated record. The coding region runs from base 197 to 1255 and encodes 352 amino acids. The transcript has a single exon.